ACAGUACGACAGACAGGAAGUCAGUUAGUUCUGAGGCGGUGUACACAUUUUUGAUUUCAUGUCAUGUCCUUGAAAGACCUGUCAGUACCGCUGUUGUGACGAGUAUCAUUUCAUUAUUUAGCUAACCGUCGUCAAAGUAUAUUAGGUAUGUAAAGCUUUCAUUACAGUUAACCAAGCGACCACUCAAGGUGAAAACCUAAACCUGUCAGGUCAACAGUAACAGCGCCACCAUGGGGGUUCUCAUGUCCAGAUCCAUGGAUGCAAACUUUAAAAAGCAGCAAGAAUUCAUGCUCCACAACUCACGGCUGCAGAUGGAGCGUCAGAUCCUGAUGCAGAACCAGAUGAGAGAGAGACAGAUGGCUAUGCAGGUUGCCUGGUCCAGAGAGUUUCUCAAAUACUUUGGUACUUUCUGUGCCGUGGCUACAUUUGGACUUACUGUUGGUGCCAUUAAAAGAAAGAAACCGGCCCUAUUGGCUCCCAUCGUCCCUCUUGGCUUCGUACUGACCUACCAGAUGGACAGCGCCUAUGGAACACUUAUUUAUCGCAUGAGAGGUGAGGCUGAGGCUAUCAUGACAUCCGAACAUGACCGUCUGGACUUACCUCAUGGGACUCCGACUUUCGAAAGCAUAGAGAAAGCCCGCCGUGCUCGAAGCAGCCUCGCCUCCUUCCUGGAGAAAUGACGUGUUGGUUAUUUGAGAUAAAAUCAUAACCGUUCAGUCAAUGCAUUCACCUAUUCUGCUUUUGCCUAUUUGUCUCAUACCAACUGCCUUUUUGACAUUACUGCGUCUAUGGUUUGCACUAAUUCUAUAUCAUGGACCUUGAGUCAAAUUAGUCUCGAUAUGAUGUUAUGAUGUUGUUAUUUUUGUGAGUAUUGUCAUUAGAGGUGCAUCCUCAGCCAAACACAUAAACUUAAGCUAAACAAAAUACUUGAGUUAGUCAGGAAUACACCUUCAGUACUGUGGUAUAUCAUGAAAUAAAGACUGCAGCUGUGUCCCAAAUCCAGACUUCAUACCAAUUCAAAACAGUAGGUACUAUAUACUUUACCAAAUUAUGCCACCAGGGAAUGAUAUAGUAUGUAUCUGCAUCUUUGGAAAGCUACUGCCAAAUCAAACCUCAUAAAGAGACAUCACAAUGUGUCAUAUUAGUGUUUAAACAAGUGAACAAAAUACACACAGGAAAUUUGUGGAGAGCACAACAGAUAUGUCAAUUUAACAAAGUAAAGUGCAUGCUUGAUUUCUCUCUGUCACCCUCACUAGCCCCAUCUACAAGCCAAAAUGUAUAUAUUAAAGAGUAUUUUGUCUUGGAGUUACACUACAAUGGGCUGAAAGUUGGGUUUUAUUUUAAAAAAGAUUAAAUUAAUUAAUGAGAGAAAGUGGAUUUUAAACUAUAGAGUUUUUUUACUGACAGACAUCAACAGAAAGACAAAAAGACAUUUAGUUAAUCAUUCUUUAGUCAGAAAGUGUCCCCUCACAUUUUGGAGGAUGGUGUUUGAGUCGCAAAUUUAGACCUCUUCUUAACAUGCAGCAAGCGAGUGAACCCUGGUGGAUGGAGCCUGAAAAUGUUCAGAUAUACUACAUGUAACAACAACAUACAGGGGCCCUAUCAAGCCCUGAUCAAGCCUCAGGAAUGGCUUACUGUUGCUCUGAAAUUAGUUUGCCGCUGCACAAAGCUUUGCAAAUCUAGGACAUCUUCCCUGGGAAAAACCUAAAUAAUCUGAUGUCCACUUGUUUGCAUGGUGUUCAGUUAUGAAGAGGUGUAAGUAGCGGAGCUUUUUAAGGUUUAGACAGGACAUAAUGUCCCUCAGCCAGCAUUAAAAAAAUUAAUAUUUUGCUUACCACCACUAACAAUUUAUUUUAACCAGCUAAUGCAGCUUUGCCUUCUUAACAAGUUUCAUUGUGGGAGAAUUGUGUGCAUCCUUAGGAUGCUCAACAAGCAACCAUGUCUAGUAUGCAUGCUGUCUGGUUUGACUUCAUUUUGUUACUUGCUUACACCACAUACUAAAAUGCAGCUUAGCGUCAGUAUAUAGCAUGAAACUGGGACACAGCGUACAUCUAAACAAGUUGUGUUUAUUCCUUUUAAUCAUGUUCAUAUUAAAAGCAGCAUUAAGUGAUUUUUGACCACUAGAGGGCAGAAAGAAGCCUCACAUAACUCUCAAAGUGUCUGAGGUCAUGGCGGACACAUGGCUGAUGUUUCAGCCAACAGUUGGCUAUUGCACAUUGGGCAGACACAAAACAACAAGGAAAUCUCAUCGGUGUAUAUUUUCUUGCAAGCUGACACGUGCAAAUGCAAUAUUCAUAUUUUGCAGCUGUAGUUUGACUUAUAAGCUCUGUGUUUUCCCUAAUUUGAUGCUUAGCUUUUGGGUUUUACAUUAGUUAUCUGAUACGCCCUGCCAAGCAGGUUCACUCACUGUCAAAGCAAUAAUCAGUGAUCAAAAGUUUAUUAUCAAAUUUUAAUUGGAAAGUCAUUUGUCCUGACAGCAGAAGAUUGUUAUGACUUCAAACUGUAUUACUGAAACUUUUGAUCAGUUUAACUGAGAGAGUUAAUUUGUUAAGGUUGAAUUUGAGUGCUAAGGAGCUUUAUAACAAAGGAUUAGUUAGCAUUGGUGCACCCAUAAGUUUUAUUUUUAUCACCACAUUUGUGUUUAGUGGAUGUAAAAUAUUACAAGGUGCUGAUAUUUAUGCAAUGUGUAUUUACCAUAAUUUUAACUCAUGUUUGACAUCAUGGAAACUAUAUUUGAAUAAAUAAAUAAAUAAGAAAUAUU
Epinephelus fuscoguttatus (brown-marbled grouper) is the source of this 2761-nucleotide messenger RNA. RefSeq names its product plasminogen receptor, C-terminal lysine transmembrane protein (gene plgrkt). NCBI's taxonomy places the organism in Eukaryota, Metazoa, Chordata, Actinopteri, Perciformes, Serranidae. The record is from RefSeq and is a predicted model, not a curated record. The transcript has 5 exons. Bases 231 to 680 code for a protein of 149 amino acids. Gene Ontology annotation, cellular component: plasma membrane. Gene Ontology annotation, biological process: positive regulation of plasminogen activation.